AUGGAUAUUUCGGAAGACUCCAAAUACUCAUCUGUGCCUUUGUUUAACUCGUCGGAACAUAUACAAGUGACCAUGAGGGAUCAGUAUGGAAAUGCCAUCUUGCUCAGUGUUUUUGGGACCAUAUGCGUCUUGGGCAUCACUGGAAACUCUGUUGUCAUCUACACUAUCAUUAAAAAGACCAAAUGCCAGGCUAAAAAGACAGUACCUGACAUUUUUAUAUUUAAUCUCUCUAUUGUGGAUUUGCUCUUCCUCCUGGGCAUGCCUUUUCUCAUCCAUCAGCUCCUGGGCAAUGGAUCAUGGUGUUUUGGGGCUACCGUGUGCAAAGUCAUCUCUGCUUUAGAUUCAAACAGCCAGACAGUGAGCACCUACAUCCUUACAGCUAUGACACUGGACCGUUAUGUGGCCACCGUCCAUCCCUUCCGCUUCAACCAUGUCCGCACACCAUGUGUUGCUGGCACUAUGGUGGGGAUGGUGUGGAUUCUCUCUCUUCUCUCCAUCACCCCUGUCCUAAUGUACACUGGCCUCAUGCCUCUUCACAACGGUAGGGUAGGAUGUGCUCUCCUGCUACCAAAUCCAUCCACCAGUAUAUGCUGGUUCACAAUCUAUCAGUUUGUGUUAGCGUUUGCACUUCCACUCAUGGUUAUCUGUGUAGUGUUUUUCAAAAUCUUAAAGCACAUGUCCACCACGGUGGCUCCUCUACCCCCGAGGAACCAACAGGUACGCAAUAAGAGCGUGACCCGCAUGGCUGUGGCCAUCUGUUUGGCCUUCUUCAUCUGUUGGGCUCCAUACUACAUCCUCCAGCUUGUCCAUCUGGGAAUACAGAAACCCACUGCCUCGUUUUAUUAUGUCUAUCACAUUGCCAUUAGCAUGGGCUAUGCUAACAGCUGCAUCAACCCUUUCCUCUAUAUUAUUCUGAGCAAGACCUUUCAGCAUCAAUUUAUCAUAGCUAUCCAGCCUAUGCAAAACCAUUUUCGGGUCCACCCAAGCACCACAGAGGCAAGUGUGUCCCUCCGACUCACUGCAGAGUGCCAAAGACAUUGUCAUAGUGAUGGCUCAUAG
Xyrauchen texanus (razorback sucker) is the source of this 1059-nucleotide messenger RNA. It is a transcript of the gene mchr1a, whose product is annotated as melanin-concentrating hormone receptor 1a. Gene Ontology annotation, cellular component: membrane; neuron projection. Lineage: Eukaryota; Metazoa; Chordata; Actinopteri; Cypriniformes; Catostomidae. Bases 1 to 1059 code for a protein of 352 amino acids. Gene Ontology annotation, molecular function: melanin-concentrating hormone receptor activity; neuropeptide binding. Gene Ontology annotation, biological process: neuropeptide signaling pathway. The record is from RefSeq and is a predicted model, not a curated record. The transcript has 2 exons.